Molecule: messenger RNA, 573 nt
Organism: Uloborus diversus
Lineage: Eukaryota; Metazoa; Arthropoda; Arachnida; Araneae; Uloboridae
Product: protein GVQW3-like
Exons: 1
Coding region: 1-573 (190 amino acids)
Molecular function (GO): nucleic acid binding
Source: RefSeq, a predicted model, not a curated record
AUGACUGAACGUGUUGAGCAAAGAUACUGCAUCAAAUUUUGUCAAAAACUUGGUGAUUCUCAAUGCGAAACAAUUCGUAAGAUUCAGCAGGUGUUUGGAGAAGAUGCGAUGGGUGUAACCCAAAUUAAGGAGUGGUUCAACCGAUUCAAAAAUGGCCGCACAUCAGCGGAGAGUGACGAGCGUUCUGGCAGGCCCCAAACUGCUCGGAGUGCAGCUGUUGUUGAGAGGGUGCGAAAUUUGGUAAUGACAGAUCGUCGUUUGACCGUGCGGGAGAUUGCCCAAGAGGUUGGAGUGAGUAAAGAUUCGGCAUAUGCAAUUUUGCGUGAUGAUUUGAACAUGCACAGAGUGGCUGCGAAAUUCGUGCCCAAGUUGCUGUCACCGGAACAAAAAGACCUCCGCCUUGAAGUUGCACAGGACCUUCUGGACACCGCCAACGCUGAUCCUGGGUUUCUGAACACCGUGAUAACUGGAGAUGAGUCAUGGGUGUACGGGUACGACCCAGAAACAAAAAGACAGUCGUCGCAAUGGAAGCAUCCCGAGUCUCCAAGACCGAAGAAAGCGCGACAGGUGUGA